Cornus florida is the source of this 3328-nucleotide messenger RNA. Its product is annotated as type I inositol polyphosphate 5-phosphatase 4-like. Bases 752 to 2431 code for a protein of 559 amino acids. The transcript is spliced from 15 exons. Gene Ontology annotation, biological process: phosphatidylinositol dephosphorylation. The record is from RefSeq and is a predicted model, not a curated record. NCBI's taxonomy places the organism in Eukaryota, Viridiplantae, Streptophyta, Magnoliopsida, Cornales, Cornaceae. Gene Ontology annotation, molecular function: phosphatidylinositol-3,4,5-trisphosphate 5-phosphatase activity; phosphatidylinositol-4,5-bisphosphate 5-phosphatase activity; inositol-polyphosphate 5-phosphatase activity.
AUAUAGAGAGAGAGCGUGUGUCUAGGAGAGAGAAUUAAGGAGGGGGGUCUUGCAGGCUGUGUUGUUGGGUGACAAAUAAAACCCAUUGCCCCUAUCAAGCUGGGUCGGCCUUGGAUUUGGGGUGGGUAAAAUGCCGAGAAUAUAUAUAUAGAGAGAUCACUCUCCCCUUCUACUUUAUUCUCUUCAAAUUCGAUACUUUGCUGUACCCGGAACGAGGUUUUGAGGAGACUGGAGAGAAUACCUUCUUCUCUCUCUAAUUUCUCGCUCUACCCUCUCUCUCUUUAUGUCUCCCACAUUGUCUGAUUCCAACUUCAGAACAUAGUUCUACUUUCACACAUCAGUGUUGUCCUCUCUGUUCUUUUCUUUCUGAAUUUCUCUCUUUCAUAUCUUCUUCCCUCUUUUUUCUCUCGAAUUAUCACAGAAGACAAACAACCCAAGUGGGUUCUUUCAAUUCCACUUCCUGUUUGGCCCUGAAACCCAAAUGCCUAGAAAAUGGGGUUUUCUCAUUUCCAUUAACUGUUCUCUGUUUGUCACCUGAGAAAACAGAGGACUCUGUUCUAAUCUCAUUCAAUCUGGUGAGGGAAAUCUCUGUUUUUGUUCUCUUUUUUUCUUCAAUCGCUAAAUUGGUUCAUUUUUCUUCAUUUUUACUACAUUCUGAGCGAAACCCAGAAGUUCCAAUUGAAACAAGAAGAGAAAGAUUCAAUCUCUUCUUCUGUAAAUCAGAGAUUUUUAUAUGUGAAGCUGUGAAACAAUGAGAGAUGGGAACCCCAAGAAAAGCAAGCUUUCGUGGCCAAAGACCCUGGUCAAGAAAUGGUUUAAUGUCAAGAGCAAAUCCGAGGACUUUCGUGCAGACGAUGCCAUUUAUGGAGGUGGUGAUGAAGAAUGGAGGAACGAGUUCUUAGAGAGGGAAGCAUGCGCUAUCAAGAAAAGCAAGACAGAGAGAUCAACUAGGAGGAACUCAGAUCGUGUUCGGCGGAGUAAGAAUGACUUGCAGGCCUCUCAAGUUACAGAUGUGCAUAACUAUGGUAUCUUUGUAGCUACAUGGAAUGUAGCUGGGAAAUCUCCUCCAAGCCAUUUGAACCUUGAAGAUUGGCUUCAUGCCUCACCUCCUGCUGACAUCUAUGUUCUUGGAUUUCAAGAAAUUGUUCCUUUGAAUGCUGGUAAUGUUCUUGGCACAGAAGACAAUGGCCCAGCAAGAAAAUGGACGACACUUAUCCGGAAGACUCUAAACAGUCUUCCUGGAACAAGUGGAGGUUGCCACACACCUUCACCAAUCCCUGGCCCAAUUGUGGAACAAGAUGCUGAUUUUGAGGGAUCAACUAGAGAGAAAGCCUCAUUUUUCUUCCAGCGUCGCUCAUUCCAGUCCUUGAGUCGCAGUAUGAGAAUGAUGGACAAUGACAUGCCCAUGCCAGAACCUCGACUUGAUCGUCGAUUCAGUGUCUGUGAUCGGGCUACCCUUGGGCACAGGCCAAGUGAUUAUGACCCAAAUUUCAGAUGGGGUUCCUUCGAUGAUGAGAAUGGGCUUGGGGAUUCGCCAGGCACCAUGCACUACUCGCCAAUCUCAUACAACGAGUCUAUUUACAUGGAGGACAGAGAUAGACAGCCAGGGCAUUCAAGGUAUUGUUUGGUGACCAGUAAGCAAAUGGUUGGAGUAUUCCUCACAGUGUGGGUGAAGAGUGAUCUAAGGGAUGAUGUUCGCAACAUGAAGGUGUCAUGUGUGGGCAGAGGAUUGAUGGGUUAUCUCGGAAACAAGGGUUCAAUUUCAAUUAGCAUGUCUCUGCACCAAACAAGCUUCUGCUUCGUUUGUAGUCAUUUAACCUCCGGGCAGAAGGAGGGCGAUGAGCUGCGAAGAAACUCUGAUGUCAUGGAAAUUCUUAGGAAGACGAGGUUUCCUAGGGUCCAAGGCAAUGGGGAUGAGAACUCCCCUCAAACAAUCCUUGAGCAUGAUCGAAUAAUUUGGCUUGGGGAUUUGAAUUACCGGAUUGCCCUGUCUUACCGUUCUGCAAAGGCUCUUGUUGAGAUGCGCAAUUGGAGGGCUUUGUUAGAAAAUGAUCAGCUUCAGAUAGAGCGGAGAGGAGGUCGUGUCUUUGAAGGAUGGAAUGAAGGGAAGAUAUAUUUUCCUCCCACUUACAAGUAUUCAAAUAAUUCAGACAGAUAUACUGGGGAUGACAUGCUCCCAAAGCAGAAGCGAAGGACCCCUGCAUGGUGUGAUCGUAUAUUGUGGUAUGGAAGAGGCCUCCAUCAAAUAUCUUAUGUUCGCGGGGAGUCUAGAUUCUCAGAUCACAGACCAGUUUAUAGCAUAUUUGUAGCAGAGGUUGAAUCCAUUAAUCGUAAUCGAAUCAAGAAAAACACAAGUUGUUCCAGUUCUAGGGUUGAGGUUGAAGAGUUGUUGCCACACUCACGUAGAUACUCUGGACUGAAUUUUUUCUAAGGAAUGGAUUCAUGUUCAAGCAUGAUUUUCUAACACCAAGAUAAUGAACAGUCACAAGCUUUGUGGAUGCUUCAGGACUAUGCAAUGUUGAUUCCAAAAUAUCAUGUAAGAAUUCACUUUUCUCAAUUCAACCUGAGGCUGUCUCCUCAAUCAGUAAGAUCACGUGAAGAAACUCUGCCUCAAUGGUGAAAGAGACCUUUGGUUGGUCCCUAAAAGAAGCGACUUGCAAUUUUGUAGAUAACCACUAACUUUGCAAUUCUCCGGCUCACAUUCUUUUAUCACCGAGUCCAAAUUAGCAAAAUUUGAAAUUUCUGGUUGGAACUUGGAUAGAAGCAUUCACCAUCAUGCCUAGCUAUUAGGACAAGUCGAUCGAUCCGGGGUGCCAGGUGGCUCAGUGAUAGAAUUUGAUCAUAGUUAUUUUUUGUAAAAGAAGAAAAUGAGAAAAAUUGAAAAUUGGCUUGCACUGCAUAGAAAAGAUUAUCAAAAUAAGAUAAUAUAUUUUUUGAUAUGUUUUACUUGAGAGAGAAAUGAGAUGUGGAUAUUCAUUACAGUUUAAAAGUGAGAAAGGGGAAGUAGUUAUGAUGGAUAUGAAGCUUCUUUUUCUUUUUGCUCUUAAAUGAUUCUUUCAGAGAAGAUAAAGGCUAUAUACAUGAUUGUCUUCACUGUUGUUUCACUUUCUUUUCUCUAUUGUGGUGUUUGUUUGGAAGGAAAAACACCAAUCUUUGCAGUUGGUUGCAUGUGACAGAUAGCUAUGGGAAUCUCAUAAUUUGGAUUUUUGGAGAGACUUUCAAAUGUAUUCUAACUAGUAAAAAAGGAAAAAAGUGAGUUGGAUGUUCCUGGUUGUUGAUUCAUUGUGAGCCAUACUAUUUCUAAAUAAAGUUUUUACUUUUGCCCUCA